GAGGGGUGAUAGGAAGUCGUUGUGCUGGAGCAGAGCAGGAAAAAGAGAGAGAGAGGAGACUUCUUCCUCCCUUUCAAACACAAACUCACUGUUUUCCUCUCCACACGCAGGAGGACGUGUCGGCCUCAGCACAAGUUUGGUGGAUUUGCUUAAAGAGAAGAGAGCAACAGUUUGCUAAGAGAUGAGUGUGUGAGCUGAGCCUUCAUCCUCCUCCUCCUCCUCCUCCUGCUCCUGCCCCGGGUCAGAGAGGAGAACACCUGCUGACAGUGAGGAGGUCCUGACAGAGGAGACGCAGCAGCAGGACUGAGCGGUGCAGAAGACGAGGACACACCAACCAGGUCCCUGCUGAGCUGAACACUGUUGUUAUACUCCCGAGCAUCUGUACAAGAAUCUGAGGAUCCCGGAGGAAGCAGUUGAUUGGUUGAUCUUUUAAGGAGGCUGGGAGGGGUUAAAGGCCAUGGCAGGCCGACUCCUCCUCUUCCUGUUUGUCAUGGCGACAUUCGGCCACGCUCACUUCCAGUCCAACCAGCGUCUUAAGCCCCGCCUCCAGAGAGACCGACGCAACAUCCGACCGAACAUCAUCCUGAUCCUGACGGACGACCAGGACCUGGAGCUCGGUUCGAUGCAGGCCAUGAAUAAGACUCGCCGCAUCAUGGAGGAGGGCGGGACUUCUUUCUCCAACGCUUUUGUGACCACGCCCAUGUGCUGUCCGUCACGUUCGAGCAUGCUCACAGGGAAGUACGUCCACAAUCACAACACCUACACCAACAACGAGAACUGCUCCUCCAUGUCCUGGCAGCGGCAGCACGAGCCGCGGAGCUUCGGGGUCUAUCUCAACAACACUGGAUACAGGACAGCGUUCUUUGGGAAGUACCUGAAUGAGUAUAACGGCACGUACGUCCCCCCCGGCUGGAGGGAGUGGCUCGGUUUGGUGAAGAACAGUCGCUUCUACAACUACACACUGAGUCGCAACGGAGUCCGAGAGAAACACGGAGCGCAGUACCCACAGGACUACCUGACCGACCUCAUCACAGCCGAGUCGAUCCGAUACUUCCGCUUCUCGAAGCGCGUCUAUCCUCACCGGCCGGUUCUGAUGGUUCUGAGCCACGCAGCGCCGCACGGCCCCGAGGACUCAGCGCCUCAGUACAGCACGGCCUUCCCCAACGCUUCACAGCACAUAACUCCCAGUUAUAACUACGCUCCGAACCAGGACAAGCACUGGAUCAUGCGUUACACUGGGGCCAUGAAGCCGAUCCACAUGGAGUUCACCAACAUGCUGCAGAGGAAACGACUGCAGACGCUUCUGUCUGUGGACGACAGCAUGGAGAAGCUGUACAACAUGCUGGUGGAGACGGGGGAGCUGGAGAACACGUACAUCAUCUACACGUCGGAUCACGGCUACCACAUCGGACAGUUCGGCCUCGUCAAAGGUAAAUCCAUGCCGUACGAGUUUGACAUCAGAGUCCCGUUCUUCAUCAGAGGACCGAACGUGGAGCAAGGCAGCAUUAACCCUCACAUGGUGCUGAACAUUGAUCUCGCUCCGACCAUCCUGGACAUCGCCGGCCUCGACACUCCUCCGGACAUGGACGGGAAGUCGAUACUGUCUCUACUGGACACUGACAAACCUGCCAACAGGUUUCAAUUGAACAAAAAGACGAAGGUGUGGAGAGAUUCAUUCCUGGUGGAGAGAGGGAAGCUGCUCCACCAGCGAGUGGAGGGAAAGGAAGUGACCCAGGAGGAGAACUUCCUGCCCAAACACCAGCGAGUCAAAGAUCUGUGUCAGAGAGCCGAGUACCAGACGCCCUGUCAGCAGAGUGGACAGAAGUGGCAGUGUGUGGAGGACGCUACGGGUAAACUACGACUCUUCAAGUGUAAGAGCGAAGGGGGAGGAGCAAAGAGCUUCCAGAGGGGUGUGACUGAUCAUCAGCGGCCAAUCAGCAUCAAGUCUCAGCUCUACCAUCGCAACUCAGAAGCUUGUGACUGUGACUUCAGUGACCUUCGACCUCUGAACCAGCGACCCCUGAACCCACGACCCUCCAUCAUGAGGCCGUUCAACAACAAACCAUUCUUCUCCAAGAAAAAGUUCAAAGCCCUGAAGAGUUACUCCAGGAACCGUUACACUCGAUCCAUUUCCAUGAUGAACAAUUACCCUGUGAACCAGAGUCUGGUGGGCGGGGCCGACGAGGACGAGUCCAGCGGAAUGGGAGGAGCCCCCGAUGCUUUGGUCCCGCCCAACUCCAUCAAAGUCACGCAAAGAUGUUUGAUUCUGUCCAACGCCUCAGUGAAGUGUGACACCGGAGUCUAUCAGUCGCUUCAGGCCUGGAAGGAUCACAAGCUGCACAUCGACCACGAGAUUGAGACCCUGCAGACGAAGAUAAAGAACCUCAGAGAGGUCAGAGGUCACUUGAAGAAGGCCCGCCCCCUGGAGUGUGACUGUAAUAAAUACUUGUUUAAAUCCAAACUGAAGAACAAGCUGAGGUUCCGGGGCGGCGGCGUUCACCCGUUCAGGAAGGGCGGGGGUCGGGACAAGAAGGCGUGGCUUCUGAAGGAGCAGAAGAGGAGGAAGAAGAUGAGGAAAAUUAUCAAGAGGAUCAAGAACAACGACACGUGUUCGAUGCCCGGACUCACGUGCUUCACACAUGACGACCAGCACUGGCACACUGCCCCCUACUGGACACUGGGUUCUUUCUGUGCAUGCACCAGCGCCAACAACAACACUUACUGGUGUCUGAGGACCAUCAACGAGACGCACAACUUCCUGUUCUGUGAGUUUGCCACCGGCUUCCUGGAGUAUUUCGACCUCAACAUAGACCCAUACCAGCUGAUCAACGCCGUCAGCUCUUUAGAUCGGACGGUUCUCAACCGGCUCCACGUUCAGCUGAUGGAACUCAGAGGCUGCAAGGGACACAAGCAGUGUAAUCCACGCACACGCUCAGUGGAGCUGGCAGAAGGACGGGAACAUGGCAGCUUCGAUGACUACAGGGUGUUUGAGAGAAGGAAGUGGCCGAGAGUCAAGAAGCCUUCAUCAUCUCGAACCCUUGGUCCGAUCUGGGACGGAUGGAAGGGUUAAGAGCCUCCUGAUUGGUUGGAGCAGGCUCCCUGGCCCCGCCUGCAGCAACCUGAGGGACCUCAACCAAUCAGCUUCUGCCAUUUCUGUGACAUCGCUAGGCCCUCCCACCCUGAUGCUCAGGGAGACGCGACAACGCACCUCUUCAUCAGCUGCUGCUCCUCAUCCUGCUCAGCCCCCCCCCCCCCACCCCUAUGCCCCACCCCAACCCCCAAUCCCCCACCUCUGCUCUGAGGAGGAUGAUGAGGAGGAUGAGAAGCAGAGGCCAAUAAAGUUGUAACAAAUAGAAACAGAACAAACACUCCUCCUCCUCCUCCUCCUCCUCCUCCUCCUCCUCCUCCUCCUCCUCCUCCUCCUCC
Molecule: messenger RNA, 3426 nt
Organism: Platichthys flesus (European flounder)
Lineage: Eukaryota; Metazoa; Chordata; Actinopteri; Pleuronectiformes; Pleuronectidae
Product: extracellular sulfatase Sulf-2-like
Exons: 25
Coding region: 458-3070 (870 amino acids)
Cellular component (GO): Golgi apparatus; endoplasmic reticulum; cell surface
Molecular function (GO): glycosaminoglycan binding; calcium ion binding; N-acetylglucosamine-6-sulfatase activity
Source: RefSeq, a predicted model, not a curated record